AUUAUAUCUCUGUACAGAAAAAGUUUGAUGCUGAUUUCAAGGAAGCUGAGUGUUACAAGAUUGACACAGUAAACAAGAAAGUUCACUGUAAAACAACCCAACAAAGUCAUUUGGGUGGUGGCACAGAAGAGUUUACCGUAGAUUAUGACUAUCUGGUGAUCGCUAUGGGAGCUCGAGCAAAUACUUUCAACACCCCAGGUGUUGUGGAGAAUGCACACUUUCUGAAGGAAGUAGAAGAUGCUCAGAGAAUUCGUAGGAAUGUGAUAGAUUGUUUUGAGAGGGCAAGCAUUCCCAGCAUAAGUGAAGAGGAGAGAAGGAGAAUUCUUCACUUUGUGGUAGUUGGAGGUGGUCCAGCCGGCGUGGAGUUUGCUGCUGAGCUUCAUGAUUUUGUGAAAGAGGAUCUCGCGAAGUUGUAUCCUGCCCUUAAACAGUACGCGAGGAUAACACUCCUUGAGGCUGGUGAUCAUAUACUGAACAUGUUUGACAAAAGAAUUACAGCUUUUGCCGAGGAAAAAUUUGCGAGAGAUGGUAUUCAGCUGAAAACUGGAUCAAUGGUGGUGAAAGUAAGUGAUCGUGAAAUAUCAACAAAAGAGAGAAGCACCGGACAAACUGUUACAAUACCAUAUGGAAUGUGUGUCUGGUCCACUGGUAUUGGAACUCGCCCUGUCAUUAUGGAUUUCAUGAAGCAAAUUGGUCAGACAAACAGGCGAGUCUUAGCAACGGAUGAAUGGCUCCGAGUAGAAGGGUGCAGCGAAAUUUAUGCUCUAGGUGAUUGUGCCACAAUAAACCAACGCAAAGUCAUGGAAGAUAUUGGAAUCAUAUUUAGCAAGGCAGACAAGGAUAAUUCUGGUACCCUAAGAGCAGAAGAUUUUAAAGAAGUGAUCCAUGACAUAUGUGAGAGGUAUCCUCAAGUGGAUCUUUAUCUGAAGAAAAGGCAGCUGAAUAACUUUAAUGCUUUACUAAAGAGUUCAGAAGAAGAUGCUGAAAUAAACAUUGAAAAGUUCAAGUCACUACUUGCUGAAGUAGACUCCCAGAUGAAAAAUCUUCCUGCUACAGCACAGGUUGCUGCUCAACAAGGUAGUUACCUUGCUGACUGUUUCAAUCGCAUGGAAAUGUGUGAAGCUAAUCCAGAAGGUCCACUAAGAUUCCGAGGAACGGGCCGCCAUCGCUUCCAUCCUUUUAGGUAUAGGCAUUUGGGGCAGUUUGCACCAUUGGGUGGAGAACAAACUGCAGCUCAACUCCCUGGAGACUGGGUUUCAAUAGGUCACAGUACGCAGUGGCUCUGGUAUUCAGUAUAUGCAAGCAAGCUAGUCAGCUGGCGUACAAGGGUGUUGGUGGUAUCUGAUUGGAUAAGGCGUUUCACAUUUGGGAGGGAUUCUAGCAGAAUCUGAAACAGCAUUAAACUUAUCGACUAUACCACAACUUUGAUUUGUUGUUCUUUAUACUUGCUGUAAUUCAGCGCUUCUUACUAGUAUAAUUCAGAAAUUUUGUUAGUAUUAUAUUUCCUGAACCGAUUUCCUGCUUCCAAGUAAUAUUCAUCAAUAUCUAUUCGUCUCUUUGGCACUUAUCAAGGGCGUAAGGGCAUAUUAUUAGAC
Messenger RNA from Nicotiana tabacum (common tobacco), 1595 nucleotides. NCBI's taxonomy places the organism in Eukaryota, Viridiplantae, Streptophyta, Magnoliopsida, Solanales, Solanaceae. The record is from RefSeq and is a predicted model, not a curated record.